UCUUACGAAUUCUACGGAGUGCGAGGUUGACGAAAGAGCUUUAGGGAAUUGUCUUCUUUGUAGACGCACGAUGGCGAACAGAACAGAAGCAUCAGAACAGCUGAGCAAGUAUUCUGAGGCAAAAGAGAAACCUGAUGUCCUCACCACUGGAACUGGGUGUCCCAUCGACACAAAGACGGCCACCAUGACAGCUGGACCCAGGGGGCCCAUCCUGCUACAGGACGCCCAGUUUCUGGAUGAGAUGAGUCAUUUUGACAGGGAAAGAAUCCCAGAGAGAGUGGUGCAUGCCAAGGGAGGUGGAGCAUUUGGAUACUUUGAGGUCACUCAUGACAUCACCAAGUAUUGCAAGGCCAAGAUCUUCGAAAAAAUUGGAAAGACGACCCCUUGCGUGGUUCGGUUCUCUACUGUUGGUGGCGAGUCUGGUAGUGCUGACACUGCCCGUGACCCACGUGGCUUUGCCAUAAAGUUCUAUACUGAUGAAGGAAACUGGGAUCUUGUUGGAAACAACACUCCUAUCUUCUUUAUCAGGGACCCAAUCUUCUUUCCCAGCUUCAUUCACACUCAGAAGAGGAAUCCUGUGACUCAUUUAAAAGAUCCUGACAUGUUCUGGGAUUUCAUCACACUGCGUCCUGAGACCACCCAUCAAGUGUGCUUCUUGUUCAGUGAUCGUGGAAUUCCUGACGGUUAUCAGCACAUGAAUGGAUAUGGAAGUCACACCUUUAAAAUGGUGAAUGCCAAGGGAGAGGCUGUCUACUGCAAGUUCCAUCUCAAGACCGAUGAAGGAAUAAAAAACCUGCCCGCAGACAAAGCAGAAAGGCUGGCAGGUUCUGAUCCAGACUACAACAACAGGAUGCUGUACAAUGCCAUUGCUAAUAAAAAACCACCGUCUUGGACUAUGUACAUCCAGGUCAUGACGUUUGAACAGGCUGAAAAGUUCCGCUGGAAUCCAUUUGAUUUGACCAAGAUCUGGCCACAUUCUGAUUAUCCGCUGAUACAAGUUGGAAAGAUGGUACUUGACGAAAACCCGUCCAACUAUUUUGCACAGAUUGAGCAGAGCGCUUUUAACCCUGCGGCAAUGGUUCCUGGAAUUGAGCCAUCUCCAGAUAAGAUGCUUCAGGGUCGACUCUUCUCGUACCAUGACACUCACCUUCACCGACUGGGAACCAACUACCUACAGCUGCCUGUGAAUUGUCCUUACAAGACCAGAGUCUCCAACUACCAGAGGGAUGGACCACAGACCUUUGAUAACCAAGAUGGCUGUCCUAACUACUACCCCAACAGCUUCAGUGGACCCAAAGACGACAUGAAGUAUUCAGCGCACAAAUUCCAGGUAUCUGGCGAUUGCCAGCGCUACGAGUCGGGCGAUGAAGAUAACUUCUCUCAGGUCACCCUUUUCUGGGACAAAGUAUUGGAUAAAGACGCCAAAGAGCGGUUGGUGAGCAGCAUUGCAGGUCAUCUGAAGGACGCCAAGGAGUUCAUACAGAAACGAGCUGUGGAUAAUUUUGCCAAAGUGCAUCCUGACUUUGGUAACCGCUUGAACACAAAAUUGAUGGAGUACAGAAACUAAAUCUCCACAGACGCUCCAUGACUGUUGAAGGUACUUUCAACAACUGCCUGCAUUUCGAUCAGUUAUAUUUAGUCCAAAAGGACAAGUUUUAGCUGUGGAGUAAUACACUGAUCAAGCAACGAUUAUAGAAAAACUAAAGUUUGAGAAUAAUGUAAAGACUAAUAAGUAAAGUUGACACAGAGUCUGCUCUGCGAGGAGCAUCAGUUUGUUUAAGUUUGUCACGAUUUUCAAAUACGUUUUUGUCUUAGGUUAUUGCAAGAGACCACGAUCUCUUGUUGUUAAACUUCAUGGGUGCAUGUACCGAGGCACGUAAUAGAUAGAUGAGCUCAAGUUAUUCAAUAAAGAUUCAGUUUGAUUGA
Molecule: messenger RNA, 1926 nt
Organism: Orbicella faveolata
Lineage: Eukaryota; Metazoa; Cnidaria; Anthozoa; Scleractinia; Merulinidae
Product: catalase-like
Biological process (GO): response to hydrogen peroxide; hydrogen peroxide catabolic process
Cellular component (GO): cytoplasm; mitochondrion; peroxisome
Molecular function (GO): heme binding; catalase activity
Source: RefSeq, a predicted model, not a curated record